Messenger RNA from Eremothecium gossypii ATCC 10895, 1881 nucleotides. RefSeq names its product ferroxidase FET3 (gene FET3). Lineage: Eukaryota; Fungi; Ascomycota; Saccharomycetes; Saccharomycetales; Saccharomycetaceae. Gene Ontology annotation, biological process: reductive iron assimilation; cellular response to iron ion starvation. The transcript has a single exon. Bases 1 to 1881 code for a protein of 626 amino acids. Gene Ontology annotation, molecular function: ferroxidase activity; copper ion binding. The record is from RefSeq and is marked provisional. Gene Ontology annotation, cellular component: high-affinity iron permease complex.
AUGAAGGGUCUGUUGAGCUCAGUGGUUCUGCUGGCAGCAGCAUGGACUCACGUGUCUGCCGAAGAGCAUGUCUUCCACUGGAAGACAGGGAUGGGUAAGGCCAACCCCGACACUCUGAAAGAGAGACCAGUGAUAACGUGCAAUGGCGAAUACCCUUGGCCGGCUGUGCGAGUCAAGCAAGGAGACAAGGUGUCUGUUCUCCUGGAAAACGGGUUUGAGAAGUGGAACACCUCCCUCCACUUCCACGGGAUGUUCCAAAACGGGACAAAUCAGAUGGACGGCCCAGAGAUGGUGACUCAGUGUCCUAUUCCGCCGGGCGGGUCGAUGUGGUACAACUUUACUGUUGAGGGCAACAAGGGGACCUUCUGGUACCACUCACACACCGCGGGCCAGUUCCAGGAUGGUAUGAAGGGUGUGUUUGUCAUAGAUGAGGCAAACAGCACGUUCGCGUACAAUUUUGACAAGGAAAUGACGCUGGAGCUAAGCGAGUGGUAUCACGACGUGGCUGUAGACAAGAUCCCGGAGUUCCUGCACCUGUACAACCCCACAGGCGCGGAACCCAUCCCCCAGAACCUAAUCAUCAACAACACGAGAAACCUAACAUGGAAGGUGGAGCCAGACACUACGUACCUGCUGCGUCUAGUGAACACCGGCGGCUUCGUGUCCCAGUACUUCUGGAUCGAGGAUCACGAAAUGGAGGUGGUCGAGGUGGACGGCGUGUACGUUGAGAAGAACGUUACCAACAUGCUGUACAUCACCAGUGCGCAGCGGUACUCCGUCCUGGUCCACACCAAGAAUGAGACGUCUCGCAACUUUGCCAUCAUGCAGAAGAUGGACGACACCAUGCUUGACGUGAUGCCCGAUGACCUGCAGCUGAACGCGACCUCCUACAUGAUCUACAACGACCAGUUGCCAAAUCCUGAGGAGCACAGGGUCGGCGAGCUCGAGUUCCUGGACGACAUCUAUCUGGUUCCGAUCGACGAGCAUCGUGUCCCGAUGCUGGAGGACGCCACCGCCAAGAUCGAGGUCACCGUGGACAUGGACAACCUGAUGGACGGUAGAAACUACGCCUUCUUCAACAACAUCACCUACACCGAGCCCAAGGUCCCCACCCUGAUGACCGUUCUCAGCGCCGGCGACAAGGCCACGAACCCUCUCGUCUACGGCACCAACACCAACGCACACGUCCUCGAGCACAACGACAUCGUGGAGAUCGUCAUCAACAACAAGGACACUGGCAGACACCCCUUCCAUCUCCACGGCCACGUGUUCCAAGUUGUCGCCAGAGGCCCCACCGCCGCGGAUCAGGACGACCUGGACGCCGCGGACCCCAUCGAGUACCCCGGCGAGGACGAGGGUCGCGAGUACCCGAUGACCCGUGACACCGUCUACGUAAACGGCAAGUCCUACGUCGUCCUGCGCUUCAAGGCAGACAACCCCGGCGUCUGGUUCUUCCACUGCCACCUCGAGUGGCACAUGAUCCAGGGCCUCUCCCUCACCAUCAUCGAGGCGCCGCUGGAGAUCCAGCGCACCGCCUCCCAGAAACUCACCGACAGCACCAUCGGCGCUUGUCAGGCCGCCCACGUGCCCCACAUUGGCAACGCCGCCGCCCACACCGAGGACCUGCUUGACCUCUCGGGCCAGAACGUCCAGCAGAAGAGCAUCCCCGAGGGCUUCACCCCCAAGGGCAUCGUCGCCAUGUUCUUCUCCUGUCUCGCCGCCGUCCUGGGUCUGAUCACCAUCGCUGUCUACGGCCUAAUGGACAUGAAGGACGCCGAGGGACGUGUAAUUGAAGACUUGGGUGUCGAUCCCGUCGUGCUUUCCAAGGGCUCCCUCGCUGACGAGGGCAGCGUCAGCACGUCGUCAGACGUCAAAAAAUAG